ACAAAAAAAGAAACAACGAUUCAUGUGAUACAUGCAACUCAUCAACACCUGGUUCCAGCCUAUCAGCGUCUACUACCAAAUAUUCCAAUGACGAUACCAACCAGUCAUCAGCCGACCAACACGAACCUGCAAUAGCACUUCCUGCCGAUGCAGUUGUAUGCGAGAAAUGUGGAAAUCAAGCAGAAAUUGGUCGUCAUUUCAAUUAUGGCUAUGAAAGUAUGGAUGAACUAAACAACUCGUUUCCUCAGAACUAUCAUGUCUGCAAAAGCCCUCCGUAUGAUUAUGUAGAGCCAGAGCAAAACCAAAAGAUAAAGCAAGACUUUAGAACAGCUGAAGGACCAGAAAGUAGUUCUAUGUACGGUUCAUUAUUGGGAAAUAUGCCUCAUGUAUAUAGCUCCCUCCAAGUACCACAUAAGACAAAAGAAGGCAACGCAGAUGGACAAGAGAAAUGUGUCGAUUCUUCUAUGUACGGUUCCCUAGUAGAAGAUAUACCUCAUGUAUAUAGCUCCCUCCAAGUACCACAUAAGACACAAGAAGGCAACGCAGAUGGACAAAAGAAAACUUUGGAGUCUUCGAUGUACGGUUCCCUUGUAGGGAAUGCACUACAUGUAUAUGGUUCUCUGCAAGAACCUCAUGAGACAUAUAAGCAUGAUACCUUUGAUAGUCCAGUCAUAUAAGCAAACACCUAUCAACAGCUCAAUCCUAUUGGUCAUUGGUGCAUUAACGAAUACCAAGCGCUAAGUUAUAAUAAAAAUGAGACAAUAUAAAGCUUGAAAAAAGCUCGAAACAACUGCACCAUUUUUGCUAAUUUUAAUUCAUUUGUAUAAACGACAUCGAUUAAGAUCAUUUGCAGACUAAGGGUGUAAGACUGUAUGGGUGAAUAUUUCGCUUACUCCAUUGGACUCUUUCAAAAGAGGUGGAGCAAAACACAAUGAAUAAGGAAGUCUUUAUUGGCACUCUAUGGUGAUAGCCACCGCUCUAAAAACUGCUUCUGCAACAGACCGUCUAAAAAGUAGUAUCAAAAUUGCAAAUCAAGUUCACGAAACGUUGGUCAUUCAUAUGCUUCAAUGACCAAAACUUUUUCCAUAUGAAAGUGACGAAAUAAAUUGAUUCUUUUCAACAUUGAUCAAUAAAGAAUAAUAUAAU
Molecule: messenger RNA, 1146 nt
Organism: Actinia tenebrosa (Australian red waratah sea anemone)
Lineage: Eukaryota; Metazoa; Cnidaria; Anthozoa; Actiniaria; Actiniidae
Source: RefSeq, a predicted model, not a curated record